CAACGUAGGCAUUUCCACCUCAACGGACCGUCAUUUUAGCCGGCCAAGGCGGGAAGAAAAGAGAGCUAGAAGAAAAAAAGACGGAGACGAGGAGAGGAAAAAAAGAGCUAGCCCACCACUACCACCACCGCCACUACCACUGGUCUCUUUACACCUCACCACCACUUCCAUUACCACCUCACCUACCUGUCCCGCCCGACCCCAACAUUCGAUCGCCAAACCAUCAGACCGACAAACAAACCCGACAGCUCGACGCGCGUACGCAAUCACUCCUGCUCCCGUCGAUCCCGACCCUGGGUUAUGUCUACGGAAUCGAGCCAUUAAACCGCAGCCAUGAGCCAGGACUACCUCCCCUCUAAGAAAGGGAAGGGUAAGUCCCGCGGGGGGCGAAACCGCGAGCGAGACCUCGAGCGGGACCUCUCGCCAUCGCCAUCCGCUCCCGAGAGGCCGGGCUACAUGACCGUCGGCAACGGGUCGUCGCAACAUGCCGCGAGACUGCAAUCUCUUAUUGACGAUGACUCCGGCUACGGCGGUAGCAUAGCCGGCGACGACUUCAGCUCCGCCUCCUCGAAGCGGCCUACCGGUACCCCUCGAACCGAUCCUUCCGUAUCGAGGGACAUGCCGCUAUCACGUCGGUCUUCCGGCGAUCCCAGCACCGACCGCCGGAACCAGGCCGCCGCCGUCCAUCAGCUGUGGUACAACCAGCAUCGAGCGGCUCUCAAUCGAUCCAUCAGCAAAGUCGUCGAGCUUCUCAAGACCCUCCAGGAGAUCAACGUCACCUGGCCCGCACACUACCCCUCCGUCCAGCGAGCACAAGCAUCCUCACCUGAACGAUCGCCAUUCUCGCGUCCGGGGCGGCAGCAUAGUUUCCCUGUCGGCGGGAGCUCGCCUCCUCCACCCCCGCGACACUUGCGGCGGUCGGUGACGAACGUCGAUGACUACGUCGCUGCCGAGUCUAGCCGAGAUGCCGAAAACAAGAGUGCGGCCGAGAGCCCCCGAUUAGUCACCCCACAAAUUGCCCAGGAGUUUUCUAUCCUCAAGUUAGACCUCAAGCUCGGCGCCUUGCACCAGGUCGAGCUUGUCCAUUCCCUCGAGAAGGGCUCCGUCGCUGCAUUGCUCGAUGGGAAGAUCAGCUCGAGCAUCAAGCACUUGCUCUUGCUGCGCGAGAGAAUCGAGGACACCUCCAGCAAGGUCCUGGUGACCGGAGACCUUAACGCCGGAAAGUCGACAUUCUGCAAUGCUCUAUUGCGGCGCAAGGUCCUGCCGGAGGACCAGCAGCCAUGCACGAGCAUCUUCUGCGAGGUCCUCGACGCGAGGGAGAACGCCGGCGUUGAGGAAGUCCACGCCGUCCACAGGGACACGGUGUACAACCGACACGACGAAUCAACCUACGAUGUCUUUUCCCUGCGCGAGCUUGAAAUGAUCGUGCUCGAAAAUGAAACCUACAUCCAGUGCAAGGUUUAUAUCAAGGAUGUGCGGACGAUUGACGAGUCGCUACUCAACAACGGCGUAGUAGACAUUGCGUUGAUCGACGCCCCCGGGCUCAACUCCGACACGACAAAGACGACGGCGGUGUUCGCGCGGCAGGAGGAGAUAGAUGUCGUUGUUUUUGUGGUCUCCGCUGCCAACCACUUCACUCAAUCCGCCACGGAGUUUAUCCGGGCCGCGGCAGCGGAGAAAGCCUACAUCUUUAUGGUCGUUAACGGUUAUGAUAUGAUCAGAGACAAGGAACGUUGCCAGAAGAUGAUACUGGAUCAGGUUUAUGGCCUUAGCCCCCGCACCUUCAAGGAGUCUAGCGAACUUGUCCACUUCGUAUCCAGCAAUGCCAUUCCGACUGUGCCGUCCCCCUCGAGCGGCCCGGAUGGCGGUGGCGAUGAUCCCAGCGACGAUCCCAAAGGGAAGGGCAAGGAGAAGGAAAAAGUUCGGGACUUCGAGAAACUAGAACAGUCCCUCAGGCGAUUCGUCCUCGAAAAGCGAGCGCGGUCUAAGCUUGCCCCGGCGAAGACAUAUCUCCUCAACAUCCUCAAUGACCUGAACGUUCUUGCUACCGUCAAUUCUGACGUAGCCCAAUUCGAACUAGAUAGGGUGACGAAUGACCUUCGCGAGAUCGAGCCGCUUCUCGAGUCUUCUAAGAAGGCAAAGGCUGAAGUCAGUGAUGACGUUGACAAAAACAUCGAGGAGACUUGCAAGGAAAUAUAUGAGCACACCCGGACUAGCCUCAACUCGGUGAUCGCUAGCGCUGGCGAUGGGGAUCUCGGCAUCCCUUAUCCAGGACUGUUUCAGGCCUUCCAGUAUGCUGAGGACAUAAAGGAAGCGAUACUAUCCGAGAUCUCAGAAUCGGUGACGUCCUGCGAGGACUAUGCCCGAACAAAGACCGUGAGCGGAGUGAAUAUCAUCAAGCAGCUUGGAAUCCUGCACCUCGGCGACGAAUAUAAUGACCUCAACUUCCGCUCCGAUGUCAUGUUCCGCAGGCGGCGUGACGUGUUGGCGAAGCAGGUCGACAUACCUACUGAGUUCUGGGACUUUGUCGACUGGUCUUCGCUCAUCCAGCGCCAAGAGAAGGUCGCCGGCACCGGCAUGGCCUUGACCGUCGCCACUGCCAUCGGUGGGCGCCUACUCGGGGGUAUGGGAUGGAUGGACCAUACCGUCACCGCGAUGAAGCUUAUCGGGAACGACAAUCUGCGAAAGCUGAUCAUCCCCGGCGUAGUUCUAGCAGUCGUCUCAGCUACGGCCUAUGUGAUUCAACAGAUCCCACAUUCGCUUCCUCACCGCUUGUCCGAAAAGAUAUCGAUGAGGCUAGCUGCAAUCGAUUACGUCCACACCAACAGCACCCGUAUAUCGAGCUCCGUGCGCAAGGUUCUCCGCUACCCCGCUGACAAUCUUCGAGUUGGUUUGGCGCGCUCGGUAGAACAACUCGACUCGCGCCGGGAGGAGACGCUCAAGGUUCGCGGUGAAAGCGAGGUGGCGCUUAAGUACUUUGGAAAUCUCGUACGAGAAAGUUCCCAUCAGCGAAGCCUGGUUGAGGACAUCGAUCUUGACGCGCACCCUCAAGGCUCCUCUGGUAUGAACAUUGCGUAGACUACGUACUCACGAAAAGGAGAAGAAAAAAGACGUGGCAUGGAGAGGCGUUUAGGGAAGCAGGCCCGGAAUCAACGACAUUAUUCCAUUUGUUCUCGAACUCGAUCGUCGUAACCUUUAGAUGUUCAUGAUGGAUGACGAAAAAAAAAAGAAAAAGACUCGUGCGAAGAGCAACGUAGAAUGGCAAGUGAAGUUGCACAGACAGGAAAAAGCUCUACUCUCCCACAUGACCUAUACAUUGCACCCCCUUCCCAAUUCCGUGUACCUAGUCCAUAGUCUUCCUAGCAUGCGAACCAGAUAUUUGUUACAAGUCCCUGUACCGAUAUCCGUACGCUAGUGAUUAUGUGCUCCUAGGCCAACGCUUCGAAGACGAAAGAUAUAUCAAGUUGGUUCCAUGUAUAUAUGUAAUAGACCUAUAGAGGUAUGUUCAUGGGUUACCUGCCUACUCACCAUGCUAUGCAUGCCCAACUUACAGGAACGAUUCAGGGGUGAUCGACACUCGAGCCCUGUCUACAUAUAUUGAUAGAUAUGCAAAUGGCUAGGAAUAAUAUGCAUGUAUACCGUCUACCUUGAUGUAUAGGUAGGCAGGUAUGCUUGCCGCUCUUUGAUGGGCAUCGAAAUGAAGAUAUAUAACACCCAGCACCGAAGGAAGAAUAUCAGCUGAUUAGUGGCCCUAUGUGCGCCGUAUGUACCUAGAUAUAUCGUCCCAAAUAGGCCAGCAUAACCGGUUAGAGUAUUAUU
Durotheca rogersii is the source of this 3819-nucleotide messenger RNA. RefSeq lists its product as uncharacterized. Gene Ontology annotation, biological process: mitochondrial fusion. Gene Ontology annotation, molecular function: GTP binding; GTPase activity. Bases 334 to 3078 code for a protein of 914 amino acids. Lineage: Eukaryota; Fungi; Ascomycota; Sordariomycetes; Xylariales; Xylariaceae. The transcript has 2 exons. The record is from RefSeq and is a predicted model, not a curated record. Gene Ontology annotation, cellular component: mitochondrial outer membrane.